GAACUAAUCAAAACACCUAAUCAAAUAUACAUACAAGUAAAGCAAGAAGUGGGCGGUGAUGACAAUAAUAAACUGUCAGAAAUCAUAGAAGCUGAGAAGAAGGAUUGGGACAAGCAUUCCAUCUACAAACUCCCACAUUGUGUGACCGACCUAAACGAGAAGGCCUACAAGCCUAGGGCCAUCUCGUUCGGUCCGUACCAUCACGGGGAGCCCAACUUAGCGGCAAUGGAAGCUCACAAAAGUAGAGCCCUGAUUCGGUUCCUGAAUCGAUCCCGGAAAUGCAUGGACUACUACAUUCACGUGUUGGAAGGCGCGGUGGUGGAGGAUUUGAUGGAUGCAUAUGAUGGUUUGGAUCCGAAAUGGAGAGAGGAUCCGAAAGGGUUCUUGAGGAUGAUGAUACGGGAUGGAUGUUUCAUGCUGGAACUGUUGAGGGCGUCGUCGGCGUUGUCGUCGUCUUUUGGAAAUGAUAUUGGGGGACAAGGAGGAGGAUAUGCAGACAACGAUCCAAUUUUCAGUAACCACGGGAAGCUCCAUAUGAUGCCUUACAUCAAGCGGGAUAUGUUGAUGCUUGAGAAUCAGCUCCCAAUGUUGCUGUUGACCACCUUGCUUUCGGAAGAAGAAGAGAUGAUCGACGAAAAGGUCGACGAGAAAGUGAACAAACUGAUUGUGGAGUUUUGUUCGCUGGACAAACAGUGCUACUUGGAGUUGGGGAAAUGCAAGCACGUUCUGGAUGUGUACCGCAAGGUAUUAUUAGGGGAUGAUAACCAUCCCAAGCUCGCAAAACUGCUGGCGUCGUCUUGGCUGCCAGAACGACCCACCACCGGUGACGACAUCCUCCCGUCGGCAACGCAUCUCUACGAAGCCGGGAUUUCCAUCCAAAAGAGCGGCACCGAGAGCAUCAGGGACAUUUCCUUCCACGCGGGCAUCUUCAACGGCGUCCUCAGGAUUCCUCCGCUGAUCGUCGACGACAUCACGGAACCCUUGUUCCUGAACCUGAUGGCGUUCGAGAGGUUCCACGUGGGAAUAGGGAAUGACGUGACCUCUUACAUAUCGUUCAUGGUGGACCUCAUCGACGACGAGCGGGACGUCAGCCAUUUGCAUUUCCGGGAGAUCAUUCUGAACGCCUGCGGCAGCGGAAGGGCGGCCGCCAAAUUGAUCAACUCACUGGGCAAAGAUAUAUCCCUGGAUCCCGACAGCCCGCUGUUUUCAGAGCGAAGCAAAGCCAGGAACUAUUGCAAGCGGCGUUGGAAUCGGUGGCGGGGGAAUCUGGUGCAUACUUAUUUUAAGAGUCCCUGGACCGCCAUCUCUUUGAUUGCUGCCAUCUUGCUCUUCGGUCUCACCUUCUUCGAUGUUUUAUUCAACAACAUCAUCUUCAAUAAACAACAAUCAUGACACACAUUGUAUACGUUCCUACCUACUUCACUUACCCCUAGGUGAAAUUUGCUUUCUUUUUUUUUAUCAAAUAAAUGCACCAGAUCAUACAAGCGCUAAUGCUUCGAAUCCCCUCAAAGCUACAAAGUUAAGC
Oldenlandia corymbosa var. corymbosa is the source of this 1525-nucleotide messenger RNA. NCBI's taxonomy places the organism in Eukaryota, Viridiplantae, Streptophyta, Magnoliopsida, Gentianales, Rubiaceae. The record is from the annotation of a GenBank genome assembly.